AUGGCGAAGGCUACUGUUACGCAAAGCUCGCUCAACGCCAGUCGGGACCACGAAACUCCCCUAGCAGCUCCUGCGGUGGCACGAUCUCCAUCUAUCAGACAGGAACGACAGCCCAACGCAUCUCGUUCGCGCAACAGCAGUCGGGACAGCACCCAGAUCGUCAAGGAGUCUGUCGAAAAUCUUCUAGAGAACUCUCCUAUUCAGCAGCGGUCCUCACCGACUGUAUCAGAACGACCGUCGGCCCACUUCGUUCCUGCCGACAACAGCGACGAGCUGUACGACGCGACACCUCAGGCCAAGCUUCGGAAAGCACCACGAAAAUUGCCCUCAAAGAACGUCUCCACCGAUGAUACUCAGGCUAUUGCGGGCAAGCUAUUUGACGAUUGCGAGACGCAGCAGGCAGGUGCCGCGUCUACGCCGACAAAGUCCGCAACUCCAGGACGACCGCUAAGCCAACUUUUCUCGGAGGACGCACCAGCACCUGACAACACAGCUAGAGUGGUCUCAAAGCCAAGAGUAUUCACUCAAACAACCAGAUCGAACGAGGUCGAUCCAGCUCCGGCCACGUCAGCGGAGCGACCAGGCAGCAAGGCGAGCCGCAACAACAGCGACCAGAGCAGUGCGGCCAUUUCAACACCCGGUAACCCAAGUGCUAACUCAAAGACGAGCAUAAUGGCUUCCGAUGCCAAGAGUACUGCGACGGCCCACAAGCAAUCGAAGAGCCGGACUGCCUUGCCUAGCACCAGUGCUAAGGCAAAGCUGGAUGCCCUGGAAGCUGCUGAAACAGGCAAGAACGCUAGCGCUCACGUUCCUGCCGUCAAGGCUACUUCCACAACCCAAGCUCUAGUCAGUGUCAAUGCUCAAGCUGGAGCUUCGGAGAAACCGACCACGCGAGGGACGACAAAGAAUGUGCCAGCAGCGGUCAAGGACAGCCUUGUGAAGGAGCAACGAACUCGUCCGGGAAAGUUGACAACGUUGAAGAAACCAAUGGCUGGUACAAAUGCUCCAUUUUCGAAGGACGCCACCGUCAGUGAUUGCGCUGAGGCAGGCACCGGCGCGUCUGCGCAGCGAAGCAUAAAAGUUACUGCCAAGAAUGAUGAGAAGGAUAAACUCACAGCCACCUCCAAGCACAAGCGGAACUCAGGGCCCUUUGUGGAAGACGACGAUGGCAGCGAUACAGCGGGUGAAGCAAAUGGCAACGAGCGUCACAGAGACAAGAAGGAUGACUCCAUCGCGGCAGUCAAGGUGACACACUCAGAGGCAGGAACCAAGCGCAAAGCUCGCCACGUGGAUCCUGACGAGGGCGAUGAAGACCUGGUAGACAGGAUACCCGAAGUUGUCAAGGGGUCAGGCGCCCUUGCUGGUGUUUCCACGAAGAGCAAACGACAGAAACAGGCAGUGAUGUCGUCUUACAAGAACGAUGAGGUCGACGAGAACGACGAUGACUAUGCAACGCCUAAGUCGCCUGUGAAGAAUGCUCCCAAGAACACGAAGAAGAGCAAGACAGCAAGCAAGGUGAAGGCCCCUUCACCAAGUACAGCACGACGGCCAGCAGGGACCACAAGAGGUCGAGUCGGAGCCAACAACAAUACCAAAACACCCAAACAUGGCACUGCCGUUACCAAGAUGCAGGAGCACGCGACAACGCAAGAGAGUGAAGAGCAGGAGACACAUGAUGGGAGUCCAGAUGUUGUGCAGAAGGCGGACCAGACACGCAACUCGUCUGUCGUCCGUGCCGUGCAAUCCCCACAGUCUCGUCAUGACAAAGUUUUCACGGCUGCUGGCAGUAAGGUCGAAGGCAAGAAAGCAGUGCAUCGGAGCCAAGCUCAAGGCAGUGGCAUGCCGGCCAGACAAAAGAAUCCUCCGCCUACGGCGUCGAAUCUAGAAGGCCGGACCCAUGAUAACGCGAUCAUGCUGUCUGAAGGUAAUGAUAGCUCAAGCUCAUUUGCUAGCUCAAUUGCUGGCUCGCCUGCGCGCGAGACUGCGAUCACGACUACGAAGGAUACAACCGCAGAACCGCAAGCGCCAAUGGUUCCAAAGACACCGGCCCCACCCAUGCAAUCAAGUCCACCCAUAAAGAUGGAUAACGAUGCCAUGAAGCUGGCAGAGCUGCAGAUGACUGUGCGGUCGAAUAAGUCGAAUGGGAUCGGCUUCGACAAGUCUGGUCCGAGAAACCAAGGCGUAGCCUCUGUCAAGACACCAGGACCGAAGUCGGUGAAGAAGAUGCCAGUGGCACCCUCUAUUACAAGAUUCAAAGACGAACUAAAACGCAAGGGUGGACCAUCAUCCUUUGCCACCAGCGUACGGAGUGGACCACCUGUGCAGCGGGCCUCAUCGAGCAACCUCGCUUCCAAUGUCGACGAUGCUCUAGGCAAUCUGCGCAGGAAGCCAGCCAAGUAUCCUUUGAGGAUGUUACCAGAGCCUGAAGACAAUGUCGCAAUUCCGCACCGGCAGCAGCAUGCAGUACGCACAGAAGUGGAUCCGGUAGAGGUCGAUGAGUUUACCAACAUUGACGACUACGACGAUGAUGAUGAUACACUCGUGCCAAUGUUCUCGCCACCAAAGUCGGCAACUCCGAAGCUGAACGCCGAGCAGCAGGUCCGGCCAGCGCCUGUCAAGACCCGUGCUGCGAAUGUAAGAGCUGGUGGCCAUGUUCAGCGGCAAGUUCACGGGGGUAUCACCACUGAGCCUGUCACAUUGGAGGCAGUACCACCAAUACCAACACAAGCGGGCGUAAGUGAGAGUCUUCCGCAGAAACCACAACAACCGGCGCCCUCGAAGCCAAAGCUCAUUGCUGACGAACAAGGUGUGAAGCUGCCUUCGAAAAGAUUGCCUCCCAUGGACCAGGAGAACAGGCCCGCCGCGAAGCGAUCGAAGGCCGAUAUUAGCGACGACAAUAUCAUGGAUCACGGCAAGCGACGCACCAGGGCAGUCCAAGGUCCCCUGCAGCCAGACCAAAGCCCGUCUCAGGGCAAGGCAUUUGGCCUCAUGCCGAGGCAAACUGAGCCCGGAAGACCUUUCGAGAAGUCCGUACCUGCCCCAAUUCAGAUCCCCGAGCGCACACGACCUGUUAGGGCACGCCUGAACAGACAAACGACGAAUGGCUCCCAGAGAGUCGACAUGUGCGGUAGCCCUGUACCUCCACGGAUGGUCGUCGGUCAUGCAAAGACUGUUUUGGAGACUUUCUCGCAGCAGGCUGGCCUGGUCUCUGACCGGGACGCUGUCGAGAGGACACUCAAAAAGCACCUUCCGCAGCUCCCAGCAGGCGUCCAGCAGCCGGAAAAUGACUUGCGAUACAAUGGCCCGCAGUUUCACCAGCCACAGCCCUUAUCAAGCAACACAAAGCCCGUCCCAGCUGCCCCGCAAGCAGACUCUGCAAUGGUUCCUAGACUGGAGCUGAGCGAGUCGCAGUCGGAGAAGUUUCUCGACAAGCGUGAUGAUCUUGCUAGAAUGCUCAAUCCCUUCUCCGGAUCGAAGAAAGAUGCCAUCACUCAAGGCUCUGAGAUCGCUAUGCAGGCAGUGGGUGGAAUGGCAGAGCAGCUUGACGAGCAGACGACUCUCAUUGAGGACGCAUAUGUCUUGGAGGAAGCAGACGGCCAUACCACCAUGAUCCGCACGAAGCCUAACGUGCAGCAGAGCCAGCGGCCAUUUUCAAAUCGGACAAGCAGCGAAGACGAUGGCGAUCUGUCCGACGACGACCUGUCCAGGCUGCGUGCCGUCGCAUCUUUGACACGCCGCCAGCCGGAAGAAGAUCCAGACAGGACCCUCGUCAACGACGAUGAUAGUAACGACUUCCGGGAUCAAGUAGGGAAUGUGCCAAACCAAGAAGCUCAACACGGACUCGAGGAUCCUGAGUUCUCGGAUCCCGCCUCAGAUGAUCUAAUGGCAUGGCGCAAGACACUGAAGCCGCACCAACUGAAUCUUUCAAAUGAGCUGAUCAAGGUUGCCCAGCGCCUUACGAAGAUCUUUGUCCAGCAUGAGAACAGUCUCUCGCGCAACGCGGAGAACGCGGAUCGACAAAACAUCUACGACGUCGGGCAGGAGGAGAUCGCUCGUGCUCAGCUCUACGCAACGAAGAUGGAGGAGCUACGGCGAUUGAAACGAGCACACAAGAAAGACUUAAAGAAAUGCCAGUCGAAUCUUGUAGAGCAACUCGAGCAGAAGAAAAAAGAGCAGGAGGAGAGGGAGGUCAAGUUUGCGCAGUGGGAGGAGGAGAACGACAAUUUGGAGUCGCUGGUCAGUAAGCUUUCGUGA
Molecule: messenger RNA, 4254 nt
Organism: Fulvia fulva
Lineage: Eukaryota; Fungi; Ascomycota; Dothideomycetes; Mycosphaerellales; Mycosphaerellaceae
Exons: 1
Coding region: 1-4254 (1417 amino acids)
Source: RefSeq, a predicted model, not a curated record